AUGGAAUCGUCGGAAUCUAUGUUUCUGACAAAGAUGGUGCUCGGAUGGCUGGAGGUGGUUAUUUUGCUUUCACCUACUCCUUCAUUAGUUUCCAUUGAGGAUGCUCCUGAACAAGCUUUUAUGCCUUUUGUCGUUACCUUAUUUAUCUCAUCGGUUCAGCAACUUUCCAAACUUGGCUUCGGUGAAGUUGAACAUAUGACAACCAAGUAUCAAGAUAUGACUAUAUGUCAAUUCAUGCACGUUCCAAACGAAUCAACUCCUCCGGUUUAUCUUACUGCGGUAGGAACGAACACAUGUGAUCUCGGUCUGUUUUAUUUGCCCUAUCGGCGUCUAUACGCCUUUGGUUUGGAAGUGUAUCACCCUUUAUUUAUAUUAGGGGCACUGAUCUCCCUUGAGGUGUCACUUCGACCGUUACUCGGGCUUCUCGCAUCGAAGGCAGCAGAGCGUUUCGAACAAGAAGCUUUGCUAACGCGUACCGAUGCUGGCGGUCACAUCUAUCGUAUUCUUCGCACUGACACCAAUUGA
Hydatigera taeniaeformis is the source of this 525-nucleotide messenger RNA. The record is from the annotation of a GenBank genome assembly. NCBI's taxonomy places the organism in Eukaryota, Metazoa, Platyhelminthes, Cestoda, Cyclophyllidea, Taeniidae.